This is a messenger RNA of Colletotrichum lupini, 300 nucleotides long. Its product is annotated as ubiquinol-cytochrome C reductase. The transcript has 4 exons. The annotation marks the transcript as partial. Gene Ontology annotation, biological process: mitochondrial electron transport, ubiquinol to cytochrome c. The record is from RefSeq and is a predicted model, not a curated record. Lineage: Eukaryota; Fungi; Ascomycota; Sordariomycetes; Glomerellales; Glomerellaceae.
GUGCUUCCCGGAACAUCGCGAAUUUCGUCAAGACUCCCAACCCCAUCCGAUUCAACCCACUCUCCCCCCGAACGAUCCAUCGCCUCGCCGACCGCAACGAAGCACCACUUGUCACUACACGAGACCGCUAUCUUCAAGAACAACUUCUCCAUGCUUGGCUUUGUCUUUGCGACGGGCUUCGCUUUCGAAAUGGGCUUCAACGGCGCGAUGAACAAGUACUGGGACUACCUUAACCGCGGCCGCCAAUGGAAGGACAUCCGCCACAAGUACGUUGAGGCUGCCGAUGACGACGAGGAAUAG